Molecule: messenger RNA, 1678 nt
Organism: Trichoplusia ni (cabbage looper)
Lineage: Eukaryota; Metazoa; Arthropoda; Insecta; Lepidoptera; Noctuidae
Exons: 3
Coding region: 470-1627 (385 amino acids)
Cellular component (GO): nucleus
Molecular function (GO): DNA binding
Source: RefSeq, a predicted model, not a curated record
UAAAAAUAUUAUAGAAUUCCCUUACUAGAAAUAUCUUCUAUCUUUGUUAUUAUAAUGUAUAUUAUCAAAGCCUAGAUUGCAAUAUCACCUAUUGCAUACACUACUUUUUCAACUUUUUGAUUUAGACGUAGCUAAAUCAAAAAGUUGAUUGUAUAUACACUAGUCACACAUAGCCCCCUAUACCCGAUACUUAUUUCAUACCGUCGAAACCCGUGACUUCGCCUGCUCUACCUAUCUUCGCCUAAUUUUUAGUAAGUUAGAUUUGCGAACAUAUUUUUAGUACAAAUUGUGCAAAAUACUACUAAAUACAAAGGAUUUUUUACGUAUGGCAAGAUUUUGCAAAUAAAUUGUGACUUACUUCACACUAUUGGCCACCAUUGCGUUUUUUCCGUGAAAUGGACGACACGUUUUUUUUUGCUGGUGUUUUAACUUCAGUUUUAGGCAGUAUUACAGAACAGAAUUACCGACAAUGCAAGCGAAGCAACGCAAUAGGCGGUCAUACACUACAAAACACUCACAGCAUAUGAUAGAUUUGGCAGUAGAUGCGUUACAAAAUAAAACAAUGUCCUCGUACGAUGCAGAGAAAAUUUUUGGCAUACCUCGUCGAACAUUAUUAGACAAACUGCACAAUAAACAUCCUAAGAGUCCAGGAUGUCCGACAAGGCUCAACGACCAAGAGGAAGCUAAUAUAAUUAAAGUUCUAUUAGCAGCGGCAGAAUUCGGCAGUCCUUUGACUCUUCUGGAUUUGCGAAUUGUCGUUCAUAGAUACUUAGAGGGCAAUGGCAGACUUACUAUUUUUGACAACAAAUUACCCGGCAAGAAGUGGGCAUACUCUUUUAUAAAAAGACAUAAAUCUAAAUUAGCAUACAGAGUGGUACAAAAUAUAAAACGAAGCCGUGCAGAAAAAUCUCCUGAUGAAAUGAAGGAAUACUUCACAAAUUUACAGUUAUCAUUGAAAGGUGUUCCUAGUGAUAACAUAUUAAAUUAUGACGAAACGAAUUUAACAGAUGAUCCAGGGUCCCAAAAGUGCUUAUUCAAAAGAGGAGUGAAGUACCCCGAAAGAGUAUUAAAUAGCACGAAAGGUGCUAUCUCUAUAAUGUUCGCAAUAACUGCUGGAGGAGAAUGUCUACCUCCUUACGUUGUAUACAAGGCGGAGCAUUUAUAUACAACAUGGACAUUAAACGGUCCUAAAGGUUCAAGAUACAACCGUUCUAAAUCGGGAUGGUUUGACAGUGUCUUGUUCGAAGAUUGGUUUGAAAGUAUUAUUCUACCAUGGGCUAAAAACAAAACCGGUACAAAAGUUUUGAUUGGGGAUAACUUAGCGUCCCACAUAAAUCCCAAAAUUGUGUCAUAUUGUGAAGGAAAUAAUAUACGUUUUGUAUUUUUACCUCCAAAUUCGUCACAUUUGACACAACCGUUGGACGUCUGUUAUUUCGGGCCAUUAAAAAAACUGUGGCGAGAAAUUUUACUAAAUUACAAAAUAAAGAAUCCAAGACAAACCACGGUUCACAAAGGACAUUUCCCAGAUCUUCUCAAAAAACUGGUGGUACAGCUUAACCUUUUGAACGCCACGGACGUUUAUAGACGUCUAACGAAAUCGUGCCAAACACGCCACCGACGUCUAUAGACGUCAAGAAAACGACAUUUUUUAAAUAUAAAAUAAAUAUACUAAAUUAAG